Messenger RNA from Calypte anna (Anna's hummingbird), 1693 nucleotides. It is a transcript of the gene PMM2, whose product is annotated as phosphomannomutase 2. Lineage: Eukaryota; Metazoa; Chordata; Aves; Apodiformes; Trochilidae. The record is from RefSeq and is a predicted model, not a curated record. Bases 114 to 959 code for a protein of 281 amino acids. Gene Ontology annotation, biological process: protein N-linked glycosylation; GDP-mannose biosynthetic process; mannose metabolic process. The transcript is spliced from 7 exons. Gene Ontology annotation, molecular function: phosphomannomutase activity. Gene Ontology annotation, cellular component: cytosol.
UCCUGCCCUGGGCAGCGCCGUGGCCGUUGGGCUCCGCGUGCCGGCGCCUCACACUCCUCCCUGAGGCGGCCGCACCCCCCCCCCCCGCCCAGACGCGCUGCCGGAAGGGAAAGAUGGAACAACCGGUGUCACGGCGGAAUCACCGCACCCCUCCCCGGGGGCAGAGCCUCCUCGAACCCCCUCGGACCCCUUCUUCCCCCGCUCACCAUCGCCUCAGCUCCGCCGUUCUGGAGAGCGGCUGCGCCACAACCUCCAACCGCCGCGUGCGUCGUCACGAGGGGGCGGUGCCUCCCCUUUCCCAGCGUGCCCCGCGGUGGGGGCGCGUGGCCUCCGUCACGUGCUCUGUCGCCCGCUAUGGCGCCGCCGCAGCCCGGCGCUCUCUGCCUCUUCGAUGUGGACGGAACCAUCACCGCCCCGCGGCAGAAAAUGGUCUUGUAGCUUACAAAGAUGGGAAAUUACUGAGCAGGCAGAACAUUCAGGGUCACCUGGGUGAGGACAUACUUCAAGAUCUAAUCAACUACUGCCUGAGUUAUAUUGCAAAGAUUAAACUCCCAAAGAAAAGGGGCACUUUCAUUGAGUUUCGAAAUGGGAUGUUAAAUGUGUCCCCUAUUGGAAGAAGCUGCAGCCAGGAAGAACGAAUUGAGUUCUAUGAACUUGAUAAAAAAGAACAUAUAAGAGAGAAAUUUGUAGCUGAUUUACGAAGAGAAUUUGCAGGAAAAGGCCUCACAUUUUCUAUAGGUGGCCAGAUAAGCUUCGAUGUGUUCCCAGAUGGCUGGGAUAAGAGGUACUGCUUGGGAAUCAUUGCUAAUGAUGGAUACAAGACUAUUUAUUUCUUUGGAGAUAAGACAAUGCCAGGAGGGAAUGACUAUGAAAUUUUCACAGACUCCAGAACACAAGGUCACACUGUCACAUCCCCACAGGAUACAAGGAGAAUCUGUGAAGAUCUGUUUUUUAAAUAAGAGACUUUUAGAAUUUACACUUAAAAACAGUUAAGACAGCUUCAUUCUGUAUUGUUCAUGGUAAUUGGACACUCAUUACAGAAGGGAAGCUGCAACUUACAGGAUGAAUAUUUUAGAGGGGUUUUUUUUAAUCCUAACUUAUGUUAUAAAGACUAAUUACAAGGCAGUUGAGAUUAUCUUUUAAAAAGGGAAGAUGAGUAAAAGAGACAGAUUUUAUUUUUUUCUGGAAGUGGAAAGGCAGAACUGAAGCAGAAUUCCCUGACCUCACACAUGUUCCAGAUGUGUUGAGCCAACCACCACUGGAAAGGCCAGACUGGUGCUAAAAUUACCUCCUCAGUGCAGUUGUGCUUAUGCACAGUACAGUUCAUGUUACCUACACUUUCUGCAGACUGUUUUUAAAUCUAAAACAAAUUAAAAAAAGAAAUUAAUUAAAACAAUUUAAGCAUAGUAGCAAAAUAUAUUUGUCAUUAAUUACAUUUCUUAUUUUCCUGGUAAGACAUUAAGAGUAGAUGAGAUCUUUAGUAUUAAGGAAAAGGACCUAAACUAUGUUCCUAUCAAAAUUUAAUUUGAAGCAUGACAAUCAGAGUAACUGCUAAUAUUGCUUUUCUCACUGGCAUAAGGAAAGUAAUCUUCUGUAUGAACAGUGUAAUUCAGUAAAGGAAAAUAAAAUUGUUUUAUCGUGAAGAAUUACUAUUUUCAUUUGUCAUUUUGGUCAAUAAAGUAUGCAAAGCAGA